Messenger RNA from Seminavis robusta, 1417 nucleotides. The record is from the annotation of a GenBank genome assembly. Lineage: Eukaryota; Bacillariophyta; Bacillariophyceae; Naviculales; Naviculaceae.
CAAAGCGCCAAUGACAGCUUUCACGCUUUCACCACCAGCACAACACAAAUUUCGAACAAAACCUUUGAGAUACAGAAACUACCGCAACCGCUGACGCUGACGCUAGCUAGUACAACUGGAAAGGAUGGAGAAGACGCAAAUGAAACGACUUUUGGAUGUGAUAAAGAUUCAGAGAUUCUGUCUGUUUUGCGGAAAGCCAGAACCCAAAGAAACCUCUUUUCCAAGUCAAUGUAGCCGCUGCAAGGAGGAAGGCUUCAUUCCACCAGUCUUCUGCUCCGACAAAUGCGCCAAUAAAGCUUGGAAACAACACAAAAAAUGGCACAACGAAGAUGCGGCAGAAACAAAGGAAAAACUUUCUCGUCACCUUGAAUUUGCACUCUACUUUCGAUACACCGAAAAGAGUGUCGCCGGCCUUUCGGAAUCCGCCAAUCUAGCGCUUAGUGGCGAUAUCAAUGGAGCCAAGAAGCUCCUUCGAAACUAUCUGAAACAGGAAGGAGAAGCAACUCCAACAGAAUACCUCCAGCUUGGAUUCUUGUUCGAUGCGUCCGGGCAAGUUUUGGAGGAGCAAUUAUGCAUGGAAAAGGCAUGCAAGCAAUUGGCAUAUACGGUGUUGGUGGCAGGACGUUGUGUUGCAGAUGACGAGUAUCGGAAUUACGUGAUUCACCGUCGAGCCAGAAUCGAUACCGAUAUCCAGGUCGGAGUUUUCGAAUCUGCGGCGAAAUGGUGCUUUUACGUGUGGGCUAAUUGUAUGAUUCGUCGCAUGGAAAUUAUUGGCCAAGCCAAGAAUUAUGCUCUGCCAAAACCAAACUGGUGGAAGCAUCCAGCGUCUGGCAUUCGCAUCACAAAGGUCGCAUGCAACCAGCUUCUACAAGUAGGUCCAGCUUGCCACAAACAAGUAUGGAAAGACAAGUUGGAAUUGUGCAAUGCCAUGGACAACCCAGAUUGCCCCUCUUUGGGGAAAACUGGUUUGUGGGUGGUGAUCCAUGGCCUUGUGGAGGAAUCACAGAUUGCGUUGAAUGGCAGAUUCGGUGUGGUUUGCACAGAUACAUUGAUAGAUGGACAUGUUGGCGUCGACGUGAAAGAUGAUGGUCCGUGGGUGCUACCAGAUAAUCUUUGGCAAGUCCCCUUCUCGGAGAAGGACUUAGCCCUCAUAUCAACAUUGGAUGCCGAUGACCAAUGGAAGUAUGUGAAGGGCUCUCGAGAGCUCUCCAUGGCAUAUGCAUUUGUCGUGGCUGGAAAGACCCGACAAUCUACUGGGGUGUAGAAAACUGCCUUAUAGGAGGUAGUGAUGAACUUCAAAGGUACCGAGAACGCUGGCUUGGCGUUGCAGAACGUGACGCAUUUCAUUUCAAAGGGGAACGACAUUACAACUACUAGUAUUAUAAUCAUGGACUAGAUAGAACCGAGAGUAUUCGUA